Molecule: messenger RNA, 357 nt
Organism: Trypanosoma brucei brucei TREU927
Lineage: Eukaryota; Euglenozoa; Kinetoplastea; Trypanosomatida; Trypanosomatidae
Exons: 1
Coding region: 1-357 (118 amino acids)
Source: RefSeq, a predicted model, not a curated record
AUGAAGAUAUUGAGGUUGAGCAUCGGAAAGAAGAGGAGGUGGUAUUGUGUAAAACGCGUAGCUUUUUCUUCCCUUUACUCAUUCUUAUAUAUAUAUAUGUUAUUCUCACUUUCCUUCGCACAAGAAUCUUCACUCCACCCAACUGCGCACAGGUGUGUGAAGUUGUUUAAGUUUAUACUUUGCGUGACGCACGUGUUCCACAACGUUACUGUAUGGUUGUUUUCGUUACUUGUUCUCGUCCAAGUUGUUUUGCUUUUCACAAUUUUGCAGUUACUCCAAAGUAAGACUCUCCUUGAAAGUGGGAAAAAAGCAAACAAACAAGAAAAAGAUAACAAUAGCAAUAUAAUAGUAAAGUAG